CGGAAUGUAUGCAGAUGUUUUUAAUCGUAGAGCUGCUUGCUCUCGUGAUAGCAAUAUGUCAAGCAAUAAGUAUAUCAAGCCGAAAUGUAAAUGCCGUUAACGAAACGAAACAUAGAAAGGCAUAUGCAUUGUCUUUUAUUACACCUUCAUCAUGCUCAAGACAGAAUGGUGCCAUUAUACCCAAACGCUGGGAUGGAACAAGAUGCAGGGAUGUUAAAUGCUAUGGAGUUCCACGAAUGUUCUACUGGCUGCUGGAUAACUUCGGCUCUUUUAAGUCCGGCUUAGAGAAAGUAAUUGAAAGACGGCCAGUGGAUCAUCUAUACAUGGAUAUGAACGCAGUUAUACAUGUCGCCACCCAUGGUAACAUAUCACCCGUAGUUCAAAUGGCAAAUGAACAAAGAUUAAGAAGAAUUACAUCAGCCAUAGAAAUGAUGUUCGAUAUAGUCAGACCAAGGAAAAUGCUCUAUAUGGCAGUAGAUGGAGUGUGCCCAACCGCAAAAAUCAAUCAACAACGUGGAAGAAGGUUUCUUACGUCAAAAAACGUUGACCCUUUAGCUGAUAUAUGCAGCGCAGUGUCAGCAGAAGAUGGAUAUACAUAUAUAGCGAAAAGGUUGCCUUUCGACGAAUAUGAUAAUGUAUCGUUCAAUCCAAAUUACAUUUCUCCAGGUACCGAUUUUAUGAAAAUUGUCGAUAGCGAAAUUUCAAACUGGCUAGCAUUAAAAACAGAAGAAGGCUUCUUUGGAAAAUGCAUGGUGACGUAUAAUGGCGUUACAGUGCCUGGAGAAGGAGAACAUAAGAUAUUCCAGUGUAUACGGAAAAUGAAUAAGGUAUGUAAAAGAUCCAGAAAGGAUGUCCACCUAGUUUAUGGCUUGGAUGCUGACCUCAUGAUGCUUUCUAUGGCAGUGAAAAUGCCAAAUAUCAAAGUACUCAGAGAAGAACGGAACUACGCACCACAUGUAGUCUCAAAAAAGAAAGGUGAACCGUACUUCUCAACCGAUACAGGUAUAGUACACCUACAUAAAUGGGACUUUAUUGACCUCAAAAAAACACAUUUCGAAGUUGCUUCGUUGCAUUCGCUCAGGAAACGUAUGUAUGAAAGAUGCUGGGGGUAUAUCAUGAGGAAAUACGGACCAUCUAGUUCCUCAUUCCUCAACAGACCUGAAGCGCCAUAUCGCAUUACUGAUGAUUUUGUGCUAUUGUCUUUCCUAGCAGGUAACGAUUUCUUGCCAAGAUUGCCUACAGUAGACCUUGCAAAUGACAGCUUCAAACAGAUGCUGGUCACCUACUAUGGACUCAUGCACAAGUGGCAAGGAUUCUUGACCGACGGAUCUAAAAUACAUGUACCAAGGCUGCAAACGUUAUUCAAGUCCUUGGCAAAGCACGAAAUGGAGUGGUUCAAAGAGAAGGGGAUAAUCGAAGGAGUUCCCGAAUAUAGCGACCGAAAACUAUACGCUGAUUACUACCAUGAAAACAAAUGUCAAGUAGAUUCAAAAGCAAACGUAAAGAAAAUGUGUAUAGACUAUAUUAAGGGACUUUUCUGGAUACUUAUCUACUACCACCAUGACUGCCCAAGCUGGGAUUGGAGUUACCGAUACCACUAUGCCCCGUUGGUGUCCGAUCUCGCAGAAGUACCUAACAUAGAGGUUACAUUUAAUAAAGGAGGGCCUAUAACACCAUUGGAGCAUCUUCUGGCAGUAUCCCCGCCAAAUAACACUGAACUCCUCCCUCCAUCAUACAGGAAACUAUCUGCGUCGACAGGAGAGUUGCGACAGUACUUCCCUACGGAAUUUGAAAUAAAUGAAGAUGGCAGAAUUCACGAAUGGGAGCAUGUGGUAAAAUUGCCAUUCGUAAACACACAGAAGCUUGUGAAAGCAGCUCAAAAGGCUAACCCGGGAUUGAAAUACAGCUCCCUAUAUAAGAACAAAAAAGGGCAUGUGUAUGUAUACCAGAAAUUGCCAUAAGAUACAUUGUCUGAUGUUCAAACGGACGGUAUCUGAUACCGCAAUCUUAAGGUCAAUUUACCAGGUACACUAACACACAACCCGUACUGUGUGAGAGCAUAGCAGAAAACUUCAAACUUCCAUCUAAUUAUAUCACAACUAUUGGCUU
Messenger RNA from Babesia bovis T2Bo, 2109 nucleotides. RefSeq names its product XRN 5'-3' exonuclease N-terminus family protein. Gene Ontology annotation, cellular component: nucleus. Gene Ontology annotation, molecular function: RNA binding; 5'-3' RNA exonuclease activity. The transcript has 9 exons. The record is from RefSeq and is a predicted model, not a curated record. NCBI's taxonomy places the organism in Eukaryota, Apicomplexa, Aconoidasida, Piroplasmida, Babesiidae. Gene Ontology annotation, biological process: nuclear-transcribed mRNA catabolic process. The coding region runs from base 9 to 1961 and encodes 650 amino acids.